Molecule: messenger RNA, 1350 nt
Organism: Aethina tumida (small hive beetle)
Lineage: Eukaryota; Metazoa; Arthropoda; Insecta; Coleoptera; Nitidulidae
Product: glyceraldehyde-3-phosphate dehydrogenase 2
Exons: 3
Coding region: 161-1159 (332 amino acids)
Biological process (GO): glucose metabolic process
Molecular function (GO): NAD binding; oxidoreductase activity, acting on the aldehyde or oxo group of donors, NAD or NADP as acceptor; NADP binding
Source: RefSeq, a predicted model, not a curated record
CACAAGAAUCACGCGUCGCGCAGGCCCGGAGGAUGAGCGCGCCGCUCGGUCACAUGACCCUUUCGUUAGCUUUUUAUACGUCGUGGUGCCCUUCAAACGACACUUUCCGCCUAGUGUGUGAUAAGUUCAGGUGUGCCGUCAACUCUCUAACUAAACAAACAUGUCUAAAAUCGGUAUCAACGGAUUCGGCCGUAUUGGUCGUCUGGUGCUCCGCGCCGCCGUCGACAAAGGUGCUGAAGUGGUCGCCGUCAACGACCCCUUCAUCUCCGUCGACUACAUGGUCUACCUCUUCAAAUACGACUCCACCCACGGACGUUUCAAGGGCGAAGUCACCACCGACGGUACCAGCCUCAUCGUCAACGGCAAGGCUAUCCAGGUCUUCCAAGAGAGAGACCCAGCCAACAUUCCAUGGGGCAAAGCCGGUGCCGAAUACAUCGUUGAAUCCACCGGUGUGUUCACCACCAUCGAGAAGGCCUCCGCCCACUUGAAGGGUGGUGCUAAGAAAGUCAUCAUCUCUGCACCAUCUGCCGAUGCCCCAAUGUACGUCUGCGGUGUCAACUUGGACAAAUACAACCCAUCUGACAAGGUAAUCUCCAACGCCUCCUGCACCACCAACUGCUUGGCCCCAUUGGCCAAAGUAAUCCACGACAACUUCGAGAUCGUGGAAGGUUUGAUGACCACCGUACACGCUACCACCGCCACCCAGAAAACUGUCGACGGUCCCUCUGGCAAGUUAUGGCGUGAUGGCCGUGGCGCCGCCCAGAACAUCAUUCCCGCUUCCACCGGAGCUGCCAAAGCCGUCGGCAAGGUUAUCCCAGCCUUGAACGGCAAACUUACCGGUAUGGCUUUCCGUGUCCCAACCCCUGAUGUGUCCGUCGUCGAUUUGACUUGCCGUCUCGGCAAGCCCGCUACCUACGACGAGAUCAAGCAGAAGGUUAAGGAGGCCGCCGAAGGUCCAUUGAAGGGAAUCUUGGGCUACACUGAAGACCAGGUCGUCUCCACCGAUUUCCAGAGCGACACUCACUCAUCAGUAUUCGAUGCCGCUGCCGGUAUCUCUUUGAACAACCAAUUCGUCAAGCUCAUCUCGUGGUACGACAACGAGUACGGCUACUCCCACAGAGUCGUCGACUUGAUCAAGUACAUCCAAACCAAGGAUUAGAUUGCUGGUUAGGAUUUAACAGAAACACACACAAAUAUUAACAGUGGGUGGUCUUGUUUCGUUGAAUAAUAUGCAGACUUGUAGUCCGUAGUUUGUGGCUUUGCACCACACCACAUAUUGUUUUGUGAACGUACUAUUGUAAUUUUUAUUUAUCUUCAUUUAUUUAAAAUAAAUGUUUAAAACUCUAAAAA